AUGGCAGAACAACACGUCUCUUUCAAAAUCGAAGACCUCUUCUCCGUUAAGGGCAAAGUCGUCGUUGUUACUGGCGGCGGUUCUGGUCUCGGUAAAGCUAUUGCUGAAGGGUUUGCGGUUAAUGGCGCAAAAGUGUACAUUUCUGGGAGACGCAAGGAUACGUUAGAGACCGCUGCGAAAGAAAUUGGGGGAGAUAUUCAUAUAAUUCAAGGAGAUGUGCAGACUGCAGAAGGAUUCAAUGUCAACGGCGUAUACUUCCUCACGGUUAACUUCAUACCCUUGCUGCGGAAAUCGAAGGACCCCAAUGUCUGCGUGAUUGCUUCGUUGGCGGGAUUGGGGAAUAUCAGAUCUAUGGGAUCCCUGACGUAUGGUGUCUCCAAGGCUGCCGUCAUUCAUCUUUCAAAGCUUCUUGCCGGUCGUUUUCACCCAAUGAAAAUCCGUGUCAACACUAUCUGCCCCGGUAUCUUCCCCUCCGAAAUGACUGGUGUCACUGCCGGCAAACAUGAAUACAACAUCAAUCAUCAAGCCGAAAAGGCAGCGCUGCGAAGUACUGCAGGUCGUCCCGGUCGUCCCGAGGAGAUGGUUGGACCCGUCUUGUUGUUGUCUAGUCCUGGUGGAGGGUAUAUGAACUGUGCGCUGUUGACGGUAGAUGGAGGACGGUUGAUGGGUGUUUCGAUUAAUGAUGGAAUUCGGAUGCCGGAUCAUUUGUAUACCGAUGAAAUCUUGGGCUAG
Talaromyces amestolkiae is the source of this 732-nucleotide messenger RNA. RefSeq lists its product as uncharacterized. NCBI's taxonomy places the organism in Eukaryota, Fungi, Ascomycota, Eurotiomycetes, Eurotiales, Trichocomaceae. Bases 1 to 732 code for a protein of 243 amino acids. The transcript is spliced from 7 exons. Gene Ontology annotation, molecular function: oxidoreductase activity. The record is from RefSeq and is a predicted model, not a curated record.